Molecule: messenger RNA, 801 nt
Organism: Lactuca sativa (garden lettuce)
Lineage: Eukaryota; Viridiplantae; Streptophyta; Magnoliopsida; Asterales; Asteraceae
Source: RefSeq, a predicted model, not a curated record
AUGGCUGGCAGCGAAAAUUUAAAAUCAAUGUUCCCAGAAUUGUACAAGCUAGAGAAAACUAAAAAGUGCAAAAUAAGGGACAGGAUAAACACCGGGGGAAUAACAUGGGAAUGGAAAUCGAGUCCAUCCUCUAGCUCUCAAGCAUGUGAAUUUGCUGAGUUGGCUCUCAAAGUGGAAUCAUUUCUACCAAACUCCCAACCAGACAGGUGGGUAUGUAGCAUCUCUGGGGAUGGGGUUUACCACGUCAAUGUGGUAAGGGAACUGAUAGAUACGGUGGGCUCGAGUAUUGAAGGAGGGAAGAUCGAUUGGAUUCCGGAGGUUCCGACUAAGGUACGGUGUUUCAUUUGGAGGGCGGUCUUAAAUGGUAUCCCAACUGCGUGUGCUCUCCAAAAGAGAGGAAUCAACUUCAACUCAGUUAUGUGCAACUAUUGUGAUCUGGAAAGAGAAGAUACUGAUCAUGCUUUGAUCAAGUGCCCGAUGGCAGCAAAGGUGUGGGAGGAGAUGUUCAGGUGGUUUGGCAUUCCUCAUCCUCAAUUUGGGAAUAUAAGUGACGUGGUGAGGUUCUGCUCUACAUGGGGAAGAUGCUUAAAAAAGAGGAGGAACCUAAUUAGCAUUUGCUAUGGUACUGCAUGGCUAAUCUGGAGAGCAAGAUGCAAUUUUGUCUUUAAUAAGAUUCGGAUAUCACCCAACCAACUGGCGGGGAACAUUCAAUCCAUGGUGUUUUCAUGGAUUAAACAUAGGAGAGUUAAUUGUUCUUAUAAUUGGAUUGAUUGGUGCUCUAGUCCUUCCUAUUGUAUGUAA